GUAUCCCUUCACCUAGGGUUAGCCUUAUAACAGGUAUUUUACGUACUCGGCUGUGGUCGGCAGUGCCGGCAUCUCUACGAUGGUGGAAGCUGGCGACCUACGCCAUGAAAUUGUCGAUGAGGAGGACACAGGCAUUCCCCUCCUUCACAUCUACUUGCCGGAAGGAGUGUCGUCAAGCGAUGUGGACAUUUCACAGGGCAGCAAUCCUAACGUGGCAGAAGUGUUUGUCGAACAUGUCACGACCGAGCGGAUUCUGGGCAUGAUUGAGUUGCCAGGCUUCCAAGUCGACCCGGACAGCAGCGUUCGGUCCAACAAGAAGCAGCGGCGCCUCACCAUAACGCUUGUCCGUGUGGAGCAACCGGCCGAGCCUGCGGCGCCAGCAGCAGCACCCGCGGAAGCACCAGGAGCAGAAGCAACAGAGGUGGAGCCAGCAGCCCCCGCUGCCGCCGUCUCCGAACCCGCAGCAGCAGCACCUCCCUCCUCUUCCCCUACAUCGCCUGCCAAGGCCGACAGCAUUGCGGUCGUGAAGCCGCCGUCUCCGCCUCCCGCUGCCGCCACAAGCAACAUCUUUGGCAUUCUUGAUAACGAUGACGUGUCUGACGGAGAGGAGGCGGAGGCGGGUAACGAGGGCGAGGGCGGUGCGGCGGGUAAGAAGAAGAAAAAGAAGAACAAGAAGAAGAAGGGGAAGAAGGGCGGCGCGGAGGGCGGCGAGGGAGCAGGAGUGGCAGCGGCCAAUGGUGAUCACGGUGCUGCUGCUGCUGCUGCCGAGAGCGGCGAUGAGGAGGAAGUAGUGGCAGCGACAGCGGCACCUGCUGCUAAUGCCGCCGCUACUGAGGGCGCUGCUGCCGCCGCUACUGAGGGCGGAGCCGCGAAGAAGAAAAAGAAGAACAAAAAGAAGAAGAAGGGCGGCGCGGCUGCUGCUGCCGGUGGUGCCGCUGCUGCUGCAGGAGAGGAUGCGGCAGCAGCAGCGGAGGAGGAAGAUGAGGAGGAGGAAGAAGCUGCUGCUGCUGCUGCUGCUACCCCGCAACCGGAGGCGAAUGGAGCUGCUGAGGAGGAGCAGAAGGCCGCGACGGAGGAGCGCGGCCAGCAGGGGGAUAAGGACAAGGCAACUGCGCCAGCACCUGCUGCUGCACCAGCAGCUGCACCUGCAGCCACCUCGCCUCCCCUCAAGGAGGGAGGCGGCUCCCGGGCGCUUACUGUGGACCUGGAGGCGGAUUUCGCGGAGGCGCCGUACGGCAAAUUCGAACUGGGUCGUACUCUGGAUUACGACCCGCUGCUUGGACCUGCCGUACUGCACGGCCUGGGCAAGGUGCAGGUCAAGGGGGAAGACAAGUGGCUGGAGGCGCCCACAAACGCAUGGCACCUGGAGGGCUUCGAAGACGCCGUGACCUCCGUCUCCGCCUUCGGUAUCUUCGACGGCCACGGCGGCCGCGGCGGUUCUCAGCACGCCGCCAAGCAGCUGCUGCCGCUGGUGGCCUCCUUCGCGGAGCGCGCCAAGGGACCGGAGGUGCCGCUGGUCAGUGGGGAGGCGCUUCGGGCGGAGGGGUACCUGGGGGGGCAGCAGCAGCAGCAGGAGGGGGAGCAGCAGGAGGAGCAGGAGGGCGGUGCAGAGGCGGCGUUGCGGCGGGCGCGGAUCGCGGCGGCGCAAGAUGCGCUGAUUGCCCGGUUGCCCAAGGCCCUGCACGCCGGCUUCGUGCGGUGCGACGAGGAGGUGAUGACGCGGCACAAGGCCUGCGGGACAACCGCCACACUGGCCGUACAGGUCGGUUGGGAGCUGCUGGUGGCCAACGUGGGCGACAGCCUGGCCUACCUGGACACCGGGUCGGAGAUCGUGGUGAUCAGCGCCAACCACCGGGUGGCUGAGAACCCGGAGGAGCAGCAGCGCAUCCUGGCGGCGGGGGGCCGUCUCAAGCCCGCCAAGUACGGCGAGGAUGACGAGGACCCGCAGGAGGCCACCCCCGGCUCCUCCUCCGCCCCCGGCUCCCAGCAGGGCCAGCAGCUGCGCGUGUGGCCCAGCGGUAUCAACAUGACGCGGACCAUUGGUGACGAGAAGGGCAGGGGGCUGCUGAUUCCAGAUCCCGCGGUACGGCAGAUCUCGCUGCCGGUCACCGGCGCCCGCCUCAUCAUCGCCAGUGAUGGGUUGUGGGAUGCGGUGAACGCCAAGACAGUCAUUGGCCAGCUCCGCACCUGCAACGCCCGCGAAGCCGCCUCCAAGGCCGCCGUCUACGCCAUGCGCAACAAGCGAGCUGACGACGACGUAACGGUGGUGGUGGCGGACUUCUUGCCGCGACGCGAGGAGACGCAUGUGCCCGGGCUGCUGAAGAGACCCAGCGGGCCGGCGGCGGCGGCAGCGGCGGCGCUGGCGGCUGCGGGCCUGCGCGAGGAGCGGGCGGCUCAGGCUUGGAGGCCGCUGGAGACCCCGUCUGAGAGCUGGAGGGAGCGCCACCGCGCCCACCGGCACCGCGCCGCUGCCUACCUGCACCAGCUGGCGGCGGCGGAGGCGGCGGCGGCGGAGGCAGCGGAGGCGGCGGAGCGGCAGCGGCGCAUGGCGGUGGCGCCCGCCGCCGGUACGGCAGGUGUGGGUACGGCAGUACGGCUGCCCCCGGUGUCUGACACGUACCGGGAGCUGGCGGAGUUGAAGAUCACGGAUGAAGUGUUCGAGGCAGCGAUGCGCUCCGAACCCACCACCGACGCGGCUGCGGAGCAGGAUGCGGAGGGCAGCUGGGACACCGUGGCGGGCAAGAAGAAGAAGGACGGAGGCGCGGGCAGCAACCUGCAGAAAGCGCUCCUGAGGGCUGCACGGCCCAGCGCGCAGGCGGCGGGUGGCGGCGAGGGCGGGCGACGGGAUCGGCGGGAUCGGGAGCGACGGGAUCGAGACCGGCCGCCGCCGGCGCGGCGCGGCGAGCAUGAAGGUGCCGCCGGCGGCGGCGGCGCUGCCCCAAGCGGCGGCCAGGAGGCUGAAGCGGCGACGGCGGCAGGGCAGGCAGAGCAGCCUCAGCAGCAGCAAGGGGAACAGAGGCCGCCGCGGCGUGAGAGGGGCGAUCGACGGGAUCGCGGCGGGCGAGGGCCCCGCGGCGGCGGCGGCGUGACAGAGGCAGCUGGCGGCGGCGGCGGCGUGGCGGCGGGGGCGCCACCUGGUGUGGUCAAGUCAGGGACCUUGCUGGUCGUCCCCAAGUCCUUGUUGUCCGGCGGAGCUCCCGCCGCCGCCGGGAUGGCGCCGGCGCCGGCAGCGGCAACUGCCCCUGCCGUUAGCGAAGGAGUCGCUGCCAGCGCUGCGGACGCAUCCGCCGCGGCGCCGGCGGAGGGCGCCGACGGCGGCAGGCCGCGGCGGGAACGGCCACGCCGGCCCCGGCGUGGCGCCUCGACACAGCCGGGUGACGCCGCGGAGGCAGCGGAGGACGCGGGUGACGCAGACGGCGCCGCCGCCGCUGCCGAGGAGGCGGCAGGCGACGCUGCCCAACCUCAGCGCUCAGCCGGAUCCCGUCGUUCGCAACAAAGGAAGGCGGCGAAGCAGAGGGAAAGGGAAGCCGCCGCCGCUGCGGCCCCAGCGGACCUCCCCGCGACCUCCUCGACCGACCCCGUGGUCACUCCCAGACCGACGGCCGCCGGCUACAACCCGCGCCCGCAGCACUCCCAGCCGCCCCAGCGACAACAACAACAGCAGCUGCAGCAGCAACAGCAGCAGUACCGCGCUCCCGAGGUUGUUGUGACGCAAACCCAACAGCAGCAACCGCCGCCGCAGCAGCAGCAACACUCCCCUCGCAGGUCGGCGGCCGCACAGCAGGCUCCCGUUGCCGGAACCAGCUACCACCAGCAACACGUGCCUGCGGCGGCGGCGGCGCCGCCGCCAGCCGCCAUGCCGACGUACGCGGGUCCGAUGGAUUUCGGCGCCGGUUUUGGAGCUGGUACCGCCCCCGCUGGAUCUGCUGCAUGGCCGCCGGCCGUCGGCGGGCCUGGCGCCGGUCAGUACGGCGGCUUCGGCGCUGUGGGUGCGGAUGCGCCAGCGCCGCAUGGCAACAGGGGCGACGCGGCAGCGGCGGCGGCUGCCGCAGCAGCUGCCGCUGCGGCGGCGGCAGCCAUGCGGAGGCCGGUGACAGCUGGUGGUAGUGGUGGUGGUGGUGGCAGCGGCGGCGGCGGACGGGGUGGUGGAUAUCGCGGUCAGGCGGGUCAGUACGCUGCAGGACGGGCUUGAGUUGCAAUCUGUAGUACGGGCUUGAGAGUUGCAAUCCAAUUGUCGUACGUUCGAGGGUCGCACAUAAAGCGCAAUUGGGAAGGGUUUCAGCUCCGGGACAGUGCAUGUACCUCCGAGUUUAUACAUGUAGGCUGCCAUGUUGCUGUUGGCGGUGCUGGCAUUCCCUGUUUUGACAACGCAGAGCGCUUCCCUGGUGUAGGUGCUAGUGGUGUGGGGUGGCGGCGGUGGUAGCGCCAAGUGUGUUGUGUGUCAGUCGCAAUCGCCCCUGCAAUCUAAUGCGGGCGAGAGCAGUACGCUAUUAUAUGUUCUAGGUUAGUGUACAAUUGGUUGUGGCACGCACGGAGGUGGGAGCUUUACCAUCCACAAUGCUAAUGUUCGGUUGCCGCAAACAGGGCUUUUCCACCUGGUUUCAGGGUUGCUAUCUAAACCCGCGCACGUAUUGUAGGUAUUGGGGGGGCAAUGCAAAGGGGUCCUUGCCCAAAUGACGUUCCUUUGGGCAAGCU
This is a messenger RNA of Astrephomene gubernaculifera, 4695 nucleotides long. The record is from the annotation of a GenBank genome assembly. NCBI's taxonomy places the organism in Eukaryota, Viridiplantae, Chlorophyta, Chlorophyceae, Chlamydomonadales, Astrephomenaceae.